Molecule: messenger RNA, 870 nt
Organism: Acanthosepion pharaonis
Lineage: Eukaryota; Metazoa; Mollusca; Cephalopoda; Sepiida; Sepiidae
Source: the annotation of a GenBank genome assembly
AUGUAUUCAUUUCUUUCUUUCUUUCUUUCUUUCUUUCUUUCUUUCUUUCUUUCUUUCUUCCUUCCUCUCCUUUCUUCUUUUCUUUUCCGUUUUUUCCUUCUCCAUAUAAUUAUUCCGUCUUUCCAACUUUCCUUCAUUCCAUCCUUUCUUUCUUUCCUUCUUUCUUUCUUUCUUUCUUCAUUUAUUCAUUCAUUCAUUCAUUCAUUUUGUAUUUUCUACGCCCCUAUCAUCCAUAUCAUAAUUUCUUUCUCUCUUUCUUUCUUUUUAUUUCAUUUCAUUCAUUUUUUCUUUCUUCAUUCAUUACUGUAUUUUCUAUAUUUCUACUUCCCUAUCCUUCAUAUAAUCAUUUCUUUCUUUCUUUCUUUCUUUCUUUCUUUCUUUCUUUCUUUCUUUCUUUCUUUCUUUCUACAUUCAAUUAUCCAUUCAUUUAUUCAUUCAUUUUCUAUGUUUGUACUCCCCGAGUCUCCAUAUAAUUAUUCCGACUUUCCAUCUUUCCAUCACUGCACAUUUUCAUUCUUUCUUUCUUUCUUUCUUUCUUUCUUUCUUUCUUUCUUUCUUUCUUUCUUCAUUCAUUCAUUCAUUCAUUCAUUCAUUCAUUCAUUCAUUCAUUCAUUUUGCAUUUUUCUACAUCGCGUAUUCUCCAUAUUGUCAUUUGUUUCUUUCAUUCUUUCUUUUUCAUCAUUCUUUCUUUCUUUCCUUCUUUCUUCAUUCAUUCAUUCAUUUAUUCAUUCAUUCAACUUGUAUUUUUCUAGUCCCCUGUUCUCCAUAUUGUCAUUUCUUUCUUUCUUUCUUUCUUUCUUUCUUUCUUUCUUCAUUCAUUCAUUUAUUCUUUCAAUGUCUAUCUUUCUACUCUUCUACCCUGAAAUAUAA